ACAGCCGAAGUGAACUCCGUAUUCAAGGUCUGGUUGUGUACUACCUUUAUAUUGGUCGAGUAAAGUAGCAAAUUUUUUGCCGGUAAUACCUGGAAUUAUGUUGUCAGUGGCUCCCGCCAUUCCCAAGUUGAAAAACCGUUUCUCUUCUCAUCUAUUUUUGCUUAGCUUCUCACGUUUUCUUUCCCGUUCUUCAACCUCCCCUCGCUUCGGCAACUUCUCUCUCCUUCUCCAAGGCCACCCUUCUCUGCCUCGCCUUCUUCAAAUCCAUGCUCGAAUCUAUCGAUUUGGUGCUGAUCAAGACGAUCUCAUUGCCACCCGUCUCAUUGGUCGCUACCCAAUUCAAGUAGCACUUAAAGUUUUCCGCCUACUCCGCGAACCCAAUAUUUUCCCCUUCAAUGCCAUUAUCCGACGCCUCGCAGAAGAUGGUCUCUUUGAUCAUGCUUUCUCCCUCUUUAAAUCCUUAAAAGUACGAUCAAUAUCACCUAAUGACUUCACUUUUUCGUUCCUUCUCAAGGCUUGUUUUAAGUCCGCCGAUGCCCGGCAUGUCCAGCAAAUCCAUACCCACAUUGUGACACUGGGGUUUGAUCAUGAUUCCGUUGUUUGUAAUGGCCUCCUUGCCGUUUAUGAGAAGGGUGCUAGAGAUUUGGUCUCAGGGCGUAGAGUGUUUGAUGAAAUGCCAGAGAAGGGCGUGGUUAGUUCUUGGACUUGUUUGAUUGCUGGCUAUGCUCAGUUGGGAAGGUCGGAGGAAGCUUUGGUUCUUUUCUUACGGAUGAUUGAACAAGAUAUAAGGCCUGAAAAUGAUACUAUGGUGAGCAUCCUAUCUGCUUGUUCCAGUCUCGAUGCUCAAGAAGUUCAGAGAUGGGAAAAGAAUUUCUUAGAACUUGCUAGUAAUUUUGAUGGUAAUACUAACGAAUGUUAUCAUGAUUCAAUCAAUACCAUUCUCGUUUAUUUGUAUGGAAAAUGGGGGAAAGUCGAGAAGAGUAGGGAGUUGUUCGAUAAGCUCACUGAGAGGGGACGAAGAAGCAGCGUGCUUCCUUGGAAUGCUAUGAUCACUGGGUAUGUUCAAAAUGGCUUUCCAGUGGAGGCUUUGUCAGUUUUUCAACUAAUGGUGGCAGGUGGCAAUCCAAAACCCAAUCAUGUUACUAUGGUUAGUGUGCUGUCUGCUUGCGCUCAAGUGGGAGACUUGGAUCUAGGGAGUGGGGUUCAUGAGUAUAUGAAAACUAAUGGAAGUAAAGAUAUUGUGGAAUCCAAUACAUUUCUGGCUACUGCCUUAAUAGACAUGUAUUCUAAAUGUGGGAGUCUUGGAAAGGCUAAGGAGGUUUUUGAUCAAAUGGUUGCCAAAGAUGUGGUUGCUUUUAAUGCAAUUAUCAUGGGACUUGCUAUAAAUGGCAAAGGAGAAGAGGCAUUGAGGCUUUUCUCCAUGAUGGAAGAGCUUGGUGUACAUCCCAACGGUGGGACCUUCCUCAGUGUAUUGUGUGCAUGCAAUCACUCAGGAUUAGCAGGUGAAGGACGCCAGAUUUUUUUAGACAUGAUCCCUCGUUAUUCCAUUACCCCUAAUGUAGAACACUAUGCUUCUUAUAUUGAUCUUCUUGCACGAGUUGGCCAUAUUGAAGAAGCUCUUAAAGUUGUCAGUUUGAUGCCUAUCGAGCCUAAUGGUAUGGUGUGGGGGGCUUUGCUUGCAGGCUGCCUGCUCCACUCUAGAGUAGACUUGGCUCCAGAUGUUGCCAGAAGCCUUGUUAAAGUAGAUCCUUGUAAUUCUGCUGGUUAUGUCAUGCUGUCAAAUGUUUAUGCGAUUGAACACCAAUGGGACACCAUUUCUGAACUGAGGGGGAUGAUGAGUAAGAAAGGUAUUAAGAAGCAGCCUGGGUGUAGUUGGAUUAGUGUAAAUGGAGUUCUUCAUGAGUUUCUUGUAGGAUCCAGAUCGCACCCUCAAAUUGAAAGGAUAUAUCACAUACUGGAUGGAUUAUCAAAGGAAAUAAAGUCAUUAGGACCUUAAGAAAUUGCAAAGGAUCUACAGGAACUCAGGAAGAUUGAUUGUGAAUGUAUGAUGCAGAAGGAUGUAAAAGCAUUAUAGAGUCCCUCAAAUUUCUGGGGACAACCAUUAUACAUAUGCAUUCCAAACUUGAGAGUUUAGGAGGGCAAAACACAAGAUACCCUUUAAUGCCAUGAUCCUGAAUCUUUCUAUAAAUGGUAAAGGAGAAAACAUGUAGACACUCCAUCCAAAAUGAAAGGUUAUGUUUACAUUUUGGUGUUCGGAUCCCUAGGUUUGCUGUUGUGUAUGAUACCUUAGAAUUGAAAGGUGAAUUUGCUAGUACCGGACUCAAAACACUAUGCCUGCUCUGUAUAUUCCCAUGCAUGUCUGAGUCAUUACAAAUAAGUAUUUGAGUUUUUGUUUGGUACACUUUACCCUGCUGAACCCAAUAUUGGAGGGUUGUUGGUGGCCUCUGAUGAGUCUAUAUGCAAUGAGAUGGAGUGUCAAUGAGAUGAUUGCAAAACUGAGUUUGAUGGGAGAGAAACUAAUUGCUUGAACAGCUUGGUUGUAGUUAGAUCACUAUCAGUGGAAUUUGUAGGGUCCAUAUUAUAACCUCAAAUUCUAAGGUACAGUGGACGGUUUCCUGAUGGAAGUGCAGUCAUUAGGCGAUGGUUGUUUUAUGGGGAAUGAUGUUAUUUACUUGGAUUGUAAAGGUAAUAUUGUUUCUUUGUCCUUGGGCAUGAUAGGUUACUUUUAAGGAAGUGCAAGAUAUUGAUGCCAUCUAAGCUUCUAGAAGUAAAAGUUGCAAAGUAGUCUGGACCCACUAUUGGAAUGAGGUAUCAGAUACUCCAACCCAUAUAACCAUUUCUCUUACUCACUUUCAGUGGUUUUUCCAUUAUUGGUCAUGAUCUGAAGAUGCAGUUUGGUACAUGCAUUGUAUUCAAUGUCUUAGAUGCCCAAUUAUGAAGCCAUAUUUAAAAUGGUCAAAUUUAUUUUCAUGGUUUGUGAUCAGGAGAAGACACCAUCUCUCUAUAUUAUUUUGUGAAGUGUUUCAGCCUAGAAUAUCUAAACAAGUGGAUAUUAUCAGCAAUUUGAAGGAAAAAAUAGUAGUAAGAAGAGAUCCUCCAAGUACUCAACAUGACAUGCUUUCUUGUCUAUUGAGGAGGGAAGACUCAAGAUGCAGACUGAAUGAUCAAGAGAUUACCAUAUCACUUAAACUUCUGUCAUAAACUUUAAAAAAUGAGGGUGGAUCAAGAGGUUUCUUACUUUCAGGUUGGGUAAUCUUCAAUUUCUUUGUUUUCCUGAUUGUUGUGUGAUACUAUUCUUUUUUGCUAGUCAGAAAUUUUUGAAGAGUCAGACGUCGUCAAAUUAUUUGACAUAUCUCCAGUAGUACCACUGGCCUCUUUGAAGAGAUGACUGUAACACUACUACCCUUUUUUCUAGUCAGAAAUCUUUUGAAAUUCAAAGUUUAGUAUGGCUGGUAAUAUGGUGUCAAAUUGGACAAAGAGUGGAAUCUACUAGCUGACACUUGACAGGAUUUGGAUGAGUGUGUAUAUUACCCCUGUUUGCAGGAUUUAUGGGAUUCGCUAAAAAUGUAUCAUGCAUUUUUCAGCAUGGAUUGCUAGAGGCAAUGCUUCAAAUGAUUAGAAGCCAAUCAUGGAUUCUUAAAACUUAGUUCUUUUUCAUGCCAGACUCUCCCAUCCUAUGGUAUACUACAAACCUCAGAGAAUCUAUAACUAUAAUUAUUUUGACAAUGUUGCUGUACUCCUCAAUAAGAAUGCAAACAUUGGGAAGUAGGCCCAUUUGAAUAACUGUCUACAUUUGCUUAUGGGUACA
Nelumbo nucifera (sacred lotus) is the source of this 3808-nucleotide messenger RNA. Its product is annotated as putative pentatricopeptide repeat-containing protein At3g08820. Gene Ontology annotation, molecular function: RNA binding; protein binding. The record is from RefSeq and is a predicted model, not a curated record. Gene Ontology annotation, biological process: RNA modification. Lineage: Eukaryota; Viridiplantae; Streptophyta; Magnoliopsida; Proteales; Nelumbonaceae. Gene Ontology annotation, cellular component: intracellular membrane-bounded organelle.